Messenger RNA from Cynoglossus semilaevis (tongue sole), 5649 nucleotides. RefSeq names its product testis expressed 2 (gene tex2). Gene Ontology annotation, cellular component: endoplasmic reticulum. NCBI's taxonomy places the organism in Eukaryota, Metazoa, Chordata, Actinopteri, Pleuronectiformes, Cynoglossidae. The transcript is spliced from 13 exons. The record is from RefSeq and is a predicted model, not a curated record. Bases 687 to 4235 code for a protein of 1182 amino acids. Gene Ontology annotation, molecular function: lipid binding.
GGAUACAGAUGGAGGCGCUGUCAGACUACCUGGUGGACCAGAUCCAGGAGGAGGCUGAGUCUGGAGCUCGGGGUUUCAGGAAAGUGGAUUAGAAAUGUGAUGAAUAGACGGGUUUCUGUUUUAAUCCAGUGUGUGAGGUUUCAGGCCAGGCCUGUGUGGAGCCGCGGCCUGGACCCCGUAGCCGUUGUUUUAAGGGUAGACGUUGGGGUUUUGAUUCAUUCUGUCUGUCUCACGCAUCCAUGACGCAUGACACACUCUGCUGCUGCAACACUAUAAAAUAUCCAUCAGCUGAUCAGCGGAGAGGAGACGCUUCCUCUUUGAGCACAGCGGCCGUCUGAACGUGCAGGGAGGAGGUGUGGCGUUAACCAUCACCGCUUCACCACAACAACACACGCCCAGAUCUCGUGUGUUCGUGGCGUCAACGACUCGGUGAGACGUGAUUCUCUGCGGCGGACUCUGGGCUGGAGACACCACAGGGCCACGGUGGACAGGAUCCAGACGGGAGUCCUCGUCCCGUUACGCAGAUCCUCAGCUCGGAUGUUGAGCCUGGGAACAGCAGUGGCCUCCAUCAGAUGAGGAUGCGGCAUCCGCGGUGAGAUAAAGGAUCAUGGUCCUUGGCUGUUCUGUCAGCGAGGUGAUUGAAUGCCUCUAAAAUCUCAAGACUGUGAGCCCAGUGUAGGGUGGUGAUGAGCAGCCAGGGCAGCAGCAGCAGGGGAGGUGGCCAGCAUGCUGACACUCCCCCCUCACGUCAGCCUUCAGGACCCAAGCUGCAGGUUCAGCGCUCCCUCUCUCGUGACACCAUCACCAUCCACUUCUCUGCUCUGGGAAAGGACGAAGAUGAUGAUGAUGAGGAACUGUACGGGACACCGGUCGAAGCUAGACCAGGGUUGGGUGGGACAGAGGACAUCGCAGUUCAGGAAACCUCCGGAGUUGAGGACCAGUCUGUGGCCACCGGUUUGGAGGCAGCAGAGGAGCUGCUGUUUGAAUCCACAGAAGUAAACUCCUCCUCUGAACCUCCUGUGCUCCCUAUUUCAUCUACCACUCUGUCGUUACAGCCCUCCUCUCGCGUGCCCUCUGCAGCCGUGACUAUCAAUCCCACAUCUACCCACUCUCACUUAAAGUCCAGCCCCCCUACGAGCUCCUCUUGGCCCUCUGAACUACCCACAGCUAAUCCUUUGUCUACAAGCUCCAACUCGUCCUCCCCCGGGAAGUCUGCAGGACUGUCCUCCUCCAAGCCCUUCCUCAGCCUCGUCAGGUCUCUGUCCAAUGACAUUGAAUCCCGAGAAUCUGCCCCUGGGCCCACCGCCGCUACAUCAUCCCACGCACGCCACAGACACUUAAUGAAAUCUUUUGUCAAGUCUCUGUCCACGGACACAUCAAAGGCUGAACAUCAAGAAGGGCCUCUUCAUCACUAUCUCCAUCAGCAGCCCCAGCAAACACAGCCGUCCCAUCGUCCUCCACCUCGUAACAUGCAGCUCCUAAAGCAGUUCUCCCAGCCUCGUCUGUCCUCCAGCCCCAUGGUUGUCACUCAAACAGGUGGAGACUCCAAAACGGCCCCUUCGUCCCCGAUUAUGUCCCCAGAUGGUAGGUCAUUCUUCAAGGUCCAGGAGGUAGAGGCUAAGAUAGAAGACACCAAGCGGAGGCUGUCCGAGGUGAUGUCAGACCCCCUGCAGCUCUUCAGUAAGAUCAUCGGAGACGAGUCCAGUGUGGGAGCCAGUGGAGGUUCCACUCAGCGUGCCAGAUUCCUGUCAUCCAGUGCGUCAGAACUCAGCGGAGCGGCAGCCGUGAACGGACACGUGGAUGGAAACAGCAACUACAGCAUCAAGGAGGAGGAAGGGAUGGAAGGUGAAGACGAUGAAGACACGCCCACGGUGAAGGGUUCGGACUCCGUUUUUUUCUCCUUCCCGUCUCUGUCAUCAGCACCGACCAUCACUCAGGCCUCCACAUCAACCUUCCCCAGGUCUCCCUCUCUCACUCUGGGUCGCUGCUCGAUGUCAGCCCUGGUGGCUCGACAAGAAGACGAGGACUUCUGCGAACUGUACGCUGAAGACUUUGAGUUAUGUACCGAUACAGAGACACCGGAGGCAGAUAAACCCAAAUCACAGCAGCUUCAUACAGGCAGCACUCGUCUGUCCAGUGAACAUGACCUGGAGGAAGACGAGAAAGAGGGGGACGAGGAGGGGGACAGUGUUCCAAUUACUGGCCUCAUUUUCCUAACACAGUUGGUGUACUGGUACUUAGUUCUUCCGGUGCCACCCUGUGCAUGUGCAGUGGUCCAUGGGAUCGCCGCAGGGUUCAUGUUGGCCUUGCUGAUCCUGUGGUUGUCCUCUCCACGCCGGUCAGGAACCAGAAGAGGAAGGAGAAAGUUUGGGUAUUUAAAUGUGGCCCAACUGGACAUAAAAGAACCAGGAAUAUACAAGGGUUGGAUGAAUGAAAUCAACAGCUAUGACCCAGAGAUGUACCACGCCACCCUCACCCACUCCGUCUACGUCCGUCUGGAGGGCUCUGUCUUGCGCUUGUCUAAGCCCAACAAGAACAUCUCCCGUCGCGCUUCACACAAUGAGCCUAAACCAGAUGUCACUUUCAUUAGUCAAAAGAUCUACGACCUGACAGACAGCAAGAUCUAUCUGAUGCCCCAGAGCUUGGCCAGGAAGAGAGUUUGGAAUAAAAAGUACCCCAUUUGCAUCGAGUUGGCCAAGCAGGACGACUUCAUGUCCAAGGCCCAGGGCGAGAGACCAGAGUCAGGGGAGGACAAAUUAACAGGACAGACUGAAAAGUCAGAACGAACAGACAAAGGAGAAAAAGCUGAAGGACCAGCAUCAACGGAGGAGCCCAAAAGGCCGAGUUGUGGGGGAGGGGAUCUCACCAUCUACCUGUUUGGGAGGACGGGUCGGGAAAAGGAGGAGUGGUUCAGGAGAUUUCUGGUGGCGUCUCGGAUGAAGAUGGAUGGGAGAGGAGGCAGCCUGUCUGGAUUCUGCAAAAGUGCUUUCCUGCUGUCCCAUAGUCGCAGUGGCAGCUCCCAGUCUGGUGGGGCGCUGGAGGGCGACAGCAGGAGCAGCAGCAGGGGGAGCCUGGAGGAGCUCUCACAGUUGCGUCACAGAGAAACGUCUCUCUCCUGCGGCUCUUCUGGGGGGAUAAAGCAGAAGAUACUGCUGGACUAUGACGUCUACAUGGCCAAAUAUGUCAACCAGCCCGGAGCACAGAGUCCAGAUGUGGCCGACAGCCCUGAGAACAGCCCUGAGAGCAGCCCUAAAGCUGUGAAAAAGGUACGCAGGACUUCAGAGUCGAUGGUGGAGCCCGAGGCGUGGGUCAAUGCUUUUCUUGGGAGAAUAUUUUGGGACUUCCUGGGUGAGAAAUACUGGGCCAGUUUAGUCUCCAAAAAGAUCCAAAUGAAGCUCAGCAAAAUAAGGCUUCCCUAUUUCAUGAAUGAAUUGACUCUGACAGAACUGGACAUGGGCUUUUCCAUCCCUAAGAUUCUCCAUGCUUCUCAACCCUCUGUGGAUCACCAAGGUCUGUGGUUUGAUCUGGAGGUGUCGUACACGGGCUCCUUCCUGAUGACGCUGGAGACCAAGAUGAAUUUGGCCCGUCUGGGGAAGGAGGGUGAGGGACUUGGGGAGCAUGGCAAAGAAUGGCCCAGGCCUCGAACCUACUGCCUGGCGGACAGCGAUGAGGAGUCAUCGAGUGCAGGCUCGUCGGACGAGGAGGAUUCCCAAGAACUCCUCAGUGACAAACCUGUUGUAGCCGGAGGCGAGGGCUACGUGGGAGGCCACAGGCCCAGCAAGAUCAUGCGCUUUGUGGACAAGAUUGCCAAGUCGAAGUACUUCCAGAAAGCCACUGAGACGGAGUUCAUCAAGAAGAAAAUGGAGGAGGUGUCCAACACGCCGCUGCUCCUCACCGUGGAGGUGCAAGAAUGCCGCGGGACACUCGCUGUCAACAUUCCACCUCCACCCACGGACAGGAUAUGGUAUGGUUUUCGUAGCCCACCUCACCUGGAGCUAAAAGCACGGCCUAAACUUGGCGAGAGGGAAGUCACUUUAGGUCACGUGACUGAAUGGAUUGAGAAGAAACUGGAACAGGAGUUCCAGAAAAUAUUUGUGAUGCCCAACAUGGAUGAUGUAUGGUUACCCAUAAUGCACUCCGCCAUGGACUUGCGUUCAAACGCCAACUUGGUUACUGUGACAAAUGAUGCCUUGAAGGACCCAGAACCAGAGGAGUCUGAAGUCUCUGAUAUGUGAAGCCUCCCAAAUUGCGUUGUACGCUAACGGACAUUUCUCCACUAUCGCAAUACAGCGAGUUCAGGCCCGCUCAAAACCCACAUGUGAAGCGUCGAUCUGCCUUUUGCACCAGUUUGUGGCCAUUCAUUAAGUGCAAUCACAAAGCCGUCAAUGCCGGUGAGCUUAACCAUUUGUUGCCACCUGGUGCAGAACAAAUGAUCUGUUGUAAUUUUUAUGACAUCGAAAACUCAAAGGAUUCAUUUCCUAAUGAAGUACUUGUGGUGCAACAGUCAUCUCAUCCAUUUGGAAGAAACAGGAUCUGUGAUUUACAGUUGCACCAAAUGGAGUUCUUGUACUGUACAAACUUUUGGUGCAAUAUUUCCGGUCGAGCAGUUUUUCCUUGCUGUAUCUCUGAGUGAGAUAAUACUGCUGAAAUUCUGUGAUAAGUCGCUAAAAUGUCUGUGUCACAGGUAAGUGAAGUGUGGUUUAUCUCCCACCCACUGCUGCCUAUGUGUCAGCCUUCUGGGACUCUACAUGCAAAGGGAUCAGUGGAGCUGUGUACUCAGAUACAGAGCCGGCUUAAAACCUCCAUCAGUACCUACUGUGUAUCCAACAGCCUGUGUGCUUUGUGAUAGGGACUAGAGCGACUUUCAGAUAAAAAAAAAAAAAAUUAUUCACAAAAACAGCAGCUUCACAUUGCCUAGGUCUGAUGAAUGUAUAGAAAUGCAAAUUUCAAGGGGAUUUAUGGAUGUGCUUCGGUGUAACAUGCUUGAACACUUUUUUUAAAACAUCAUGGUCAAAGCUGAAGAAAAUCUUUUGCUUUACUUAGCCAAAGCUAUAUUUUUUCCUGAAGGUGACACAUGGAUAUUAAACCAGUCCCAGCUGAGGACACUUCAGCCUGUAAUACUCAGGCAACAUUUGAGGAUUGUUCUGGUAAAGUUAGGGACCAUUACCAUAUUACCAGGUGUUUUAAGUCAGAAAUGUACCAAACCUUCCUGUUCUCGUUAAUAUGUGACAUACUAGAUAUUACUAAUUUAACUUUCUUUAACAUUCCUUUCUGUUGGAUAAUUUUAUUUCUGUAGCGCUCACAUCAAGGAAGCAUAAGCCUACGACACUUCAACUUCUUAAAUCUGCCAAGACACCCAGCUGCUUAGAGGUGAUGCUACCAUGUCUUACAUUAAAAUGUGUUGGCAAAGUGUACAAGGCAGAAAGUGCCUUGAGAUAAACAUUCCUUGUUGCAAGCCACCACCUUUGUUGCCUCAUUUGAUUUGGGGGAAAAAAAAGAAUUCCUGCUUCAACAUGCCCCAGUUUCAUAAGUUUUGGUGAUGUUCAUAUUCGUUAAAGGUUGCUCAACAUCGCAGUUGUGUUCAGUAAUGUCAACAAAAUGUUACUGCUCUGAUCAUUAAGAUCAAUAAAUCCCUUUGCCUGGAAGAGA